UGUUUGUAGCCAAUUCCCACAGAAGCCAUCGUCUCCCGCAGCACAGAUGCAAUGGAAUUCUACAGAAAGAGAGCUCUGCAUACCUUAAUGUCUGAAGAGGGAAAUACAAUAAUGGAACCUCCUACUAUUACUCUCCCUUCCAUUACAACCUUUCAAGAAAUGCACGAUCGAGAUCAGCUCCGGUUCAGCUCUCCAAGGUCUCCGACUACUGACUUCACCAAUAAGCUUAACUUAAUCCCACCAGCCAGCCCUGAGUCACCCUGGACUCUCUCUCCUCUCCACACCCCAUCACCUUCUCUUCUCUAUCAUUGCAUAGCCUCGCUUCAUCGCAACGAAGGCAACAUCUUCUCCAUUGCUGUCUCAAAAGGAGUAAUCUUCACUGGCUCUGAAAGUAAGCGCAUACGUGCAUGGAGGCAGCCUGAUUGCAUGGAACGUGGUCAUCUCAGGGCAAGCUCAGGCGAAGUUCGAGCCAUUUUAGCUCAUGGUAAUGUACUUUUUUCAGCUCAUAAAGAUCGUAAAAUUCGAAUCUUGAACUUCACAGUUUCAGAGAAUUUUCGAAUGAGAAAGGUCUCCACAUUACCUAGAAGAAAUUCAUUUCGUUUAUUCUCUAAAUCAAACUCACAAAGACAUAAGGAUUGUGUUUCUUGCAUGGCUUAUUACCACGCAGAAGGGCUCUUAUACACUGGUUCAUAUGAUAGAACAGUUAAAGUUUGGAGGGUUUCAGAUAAAAUAUGUGUAGACUCAUUUGCAGCUCAUGAAGAUAAUGUAAACGCUAUAGUAGUGAACCAAGAUGAUGGGUGGGUUUUCACUUGCUCAAUAGAUGGAUCAGUUAAGAUAUGGAGAAGAGUUUACAGAGAAAAUUCUCACAUUCUCACAAUGACACUAAAAUUCCAGCAAUCUCCAGUCAAUUGCUUAGCCUUAAGCUCCACCUUCACCAACUGUUUUCUCUAUUCAGGAUCCUCAGAUGGAACCAUAAAUUUCUGGGAGAAAGAGAAAUUUUCUGGCAGGUUUAACCAUGGCGGAUUCUUGCAAGGCCACCGUUUCGCCGUUCUUUGUCUAGCGGCUGUGGAGAAGUUUAUAUUCAGUGGAUCAGUGGACACGACAAUAAGGGUUUGGAGGAGAGAAGAAGGAAGCUAUUUCCAUGAAUGUUUAGCAAUUUUAGAUGGGCACAGAGGGCCAGUGAGAUGCUUGGCUGCUUGCAUGGAAAUGGAGAAAGUUGUGAUGGGGUUUUUGGUGUAUAGUGCAAGCUUGGAUCACUCAUUCAAGAUAUGGAGGGUUAAGAUUUUGCCUGAAGAAAAAUUUUGCAUGGAUCAUGCAGAUAAGAGCGAUUGCAAGAGUAAGUUGAUGGAAUAUGAGAUGAGUCCUGUCUUGUCUCCUUCUUGGGUAGAGAGAAAACUUAGAAUUAGCCCUUUUCAGUAGAUAAAACCCAUGACAGAAAGGGCAAAAAGAAUAAAUUUUACUCUGUGGAAUCUGUAUCUCCGACAUAGAUUAUGGCAAAAGAUGCAAAUAUAAUAUUAAGUGAUCUU
Molecule: messenger RNA, 1526 nt
Organism: Manihot esculenta (cassava)
Lineage: Eukaryota; Viridiplantae; Streptophyta; Magnoliopsida; Malpighiales; Euphorbiaceae
Product: protein JINGUBANG
Exons: 1
Coding region: 52-1419 (455 amino acids)
Molecular function (GO): protein binding
Source: RefSeq, a predicted model, not a curated record